AUGUCCAACAAGAGCGCCACGUCGGCUGUGAAUUCUCCCGAUCCAGUCCGUGAAUCGAUGGCCACCUCGAGCGCAACCACGGAGAAAUAUCCAGCAUCGUCUACAACGACGGGAUACCAGAGCUAUCCAGAGGUAGCGCCUAUCAUGACACAACCUCCACUUCAGCCCUUCCAGCAGCCGCACAACGGCUACACUCACCCUCAACAGUAUCACGACCAGAACGGAGAUCCACCGGAAGCAGGCCGAUCAAUACCUCAGACGCCAAAACGCAAUCCCUGGGGUCUCUCACCUCUGGCUUUUGGCCUCUUGGUAGCGGCAGUCACCGCCGUGAUAGUAGGCGCGGCAGUGGGCGGAGGCGUCGCGGGCGCCAUGUCAGGCAAUGACUCAAAGGCGUCAAAAAGCAAUGCGACCGCCACAGUGACCAUCACAGCCACGUCGACCGCUACCGCCACCACGGCGAUCGACAUCUCCUCCCCCACCGACUCGGCCCUCCCGCUGCCCUCGUCGCUGGAAAAUUACGUCGUCAGCGAACCCUACUACGUCUCCACGCUCUUUAAUCCGGGAUGCCCAGACUCCAACUCGCGCAUCGACGUACAGUACGACACAUCGUUCGACCUCUUCUGCGGCGUCGACAUGCAGAACCACGUCGACGACGAAGCGAACCCGGACUUGCAGGUCGCGGACGUGAGCGGUCUGUUUGCCUACAGCAUUACGGAUUGUCUGUACGCCUGUGCCAACGCUAUAUACUUCAAUGAGCAGUGGGGUGAUGAGUUCGGAGGCUGUAAAGGUGUGACCUGGCAGUAUCAAAUGGCACAAAGCAAUUCUUCGGAUUUUGCCAACUGUUGGCUGAAGAACGGAACAUCAACGGGCUUUCAAUGCAAUACGUGUAUUUCGGCAAAGUUGGUGACCUGA
Cladophialophora carrionii CBS 160.54 is the source of this 912-nucleotide messenger RNA. RefSeq lists its product as uncharacterized. The transcript has 2 exons. The record is from RefSeq and is a predicted model, not a curated record. Lineage: Eukaryota; Fungi; Ascomycota; Eurotiomycetes; Chaetothyriales; Herpotrichiellaceae. The coding region runs from base 1 to 912 and encodes 303 amino acids.